AGUUAAUUGGACUUCCUGUAUUUUUGUCCCUGAAGAAAUUUGAGCUGCUGUGAGACAUUCCACUACAAUAAUGGCAGAACAUCUAGCUCUGCAUUCGGUUAGGACCAUGGCUGUCCGUAUGCUACUUCGGCCUACCACAGCCAGUUUGAACAUACGGAGAAUGGCAGGAGGAAAUGCUACUGCUUCUGUAUCGCCUGGGCACCUAAGGACUAAGGCUGACCUCUCUGAGCUCUCUCUUUCCACAAUAAUGUACAGGAUGAUUUUUCAAGGGUUUUACAAUCGCAUGCAUGAGCUACAGCUGUAUGAAAAACAACUAAAUGGCCCCAUGUACAAAGUAAAAACUGGCAACAUGAUUACUAUUUGUAUAAGUAGUGGGGAACUGCUGGAGGAACUGUUGAGAAAAGAUAUGAAGUUCCCAUGUAGAGGAGACAUGAGCAUGUGGACUGAAUAUCGAGAGUUGAAGGACUUAGGUUAUGGCCCUUUCACUGUAGAAGGAGAAAAGUGGUACAAACUCCGAUCUAUGCUGAAUAAACGAAUGCUUCAUCCAAAGGAUGCAAUGAAGUAUGAGAAUGUGGUUAAUGAAGUGGUCACAGAUUUUAUCAAAAGGAUAUGCUAUCUAUGCAAGAUGAGUUCCACUGGAGACCUGGUACCCAACAUGUCCAAUGAGCUGUACCGUUUCAGUCUAGAAGGAAUCUCCCGCAUACUGUUUGAGACUCGGAUUGGCUGUCUAGAAGAAGAGAUUCCAGCUGAGACUCAAAACUUCAUCAACUCCAUUGCCCAGAUGUUUACUUAUAAUCUGCCUGUGUCCCUGCUUCCCAAGUGGACACGCAAUUAUUUGCCAUUCUGGCACCGCUUCGUGGGUGGUUGGGAUGGAAUCUUCAAAUUCGCCUGCAAGCUAAUUGACAGAAAGAUGGAGGAUAUUCAGAUGCGCCUGGAUGCAGGUCAGGAAGCUGAAGGAGGGUAUCUCAGCUACUUGCUCUCCAACACCAACAUGACCAAAAAAGAUGUGUAUGGGAGCAUUACUGAACUGCUCCUGGCAGGAGUGGACACAACAUCCAACACUAUGAUGUGGGCCUUGUACCUGCUCUCACGGCAUCCAAAGACACAGGACACACUGUAUCAAGAAGUGACCAGCAUUGUAAAUGGGGACAAAAUUCCUACGACUCAAGACAUAAACAGCAUGCCUUACCUCAAAGCUGUCAUCAAGGAGACUCUAAGAAUGUACCCAGUUGUUCCCACAAAUGGACGUAUUUUGUCAGGAAGUGAGGUGGUAAUUGGAGGACACGUCUUCCCUAAAAAGACCUCGUUUGUGAUCCACCAUUAUGCGAUCAGUCAUGAUGAGACAGUAUUCCCUGAACCAAGAAUCUUCAAGCCUGAACGCUGGUUACGGGAUGGGAGGGAAAGAUCUAACCCAUUCGGCUCCAUCCCUUUUGGGUUUGGAGUCAGAGGGUGUGUUGGUAAACGUAUCGCUGAACUGGAGAUGCACCUGGCUCUGGCAAGGAUGAUAAAGCUGUUUGAAGUGAAGCCGGAUCCCAGCAUAGGAGAGGUCAAAGUUCUUAAUCGCAUUGUGCUUGUGGCAGACCGACAAGUCAAUUUUCGUUUUCUGGAGCGGAAAGAUACACAUGCUUACAGUCAGGAUUAUUAACUUUGGCCAGGCUUUGUGACAGGAGGAGUCCACCUGCUCUCUCCAAAGCCCAUUCCUCCAAGGACAAUUUGUCAAAAGUGCAAUGUGCAAUGGUAUAACAGUUUCAAGAUUUCUGAUUCCAGAACGCUGAUUGAAUUUGUAGAAUGAUCAUAAGUAUGCCACUGCUUCUUUGGCUCAAUAGUCUGCACCUAUAACAAUGCAUUUUUAAGAUACUUUUAAGCAAAUUACAGUCACAGCUAAACACUGACAAUGAUUUGCACUGUGCCUCUGCUCGGGUUAUAGCUAUCAGAAUGUUAAAAAAAUUAAUUAUAGCAAAUAUUUUUGGAAAAAACAUUGAAAAUAAGUAGCCAUGAAUACUGAAUAUGUAACCACUAAAUAAACCAUUAUAAGCAAUUGUA
Messenger RNA from Ictalurus punctatus (channel catfish), 2043 nucleotides. RefSeq names its product sterol 26-hydroxylase, mitochondrial. Gene Ontology annotation, cellular component: mitochondrial inner membrane. The record is from RefSeq and is a predicted model, not a curated record. Gene Ontology annotation, biological process: cholesterol metabolic process; glucocorticoid biosynthetic process; cellular response to peptide hormone stimulus. Gene Ontology annotation, molecular function: iron ion binding; monooxygenase activity; oxidoreductase activity, acting on paired donors, with incorporation or reduction of molecular oxygen. The transcript is spliced from 9 exons. NCBI's taxonomy places the organism in Eukaryota, Metazoa, Chordata, Actinopteri, Siluriformes, Ictaluridae. The coding region runs from base 71 to 1645 and encodes 524 amino acids.